UGUUAUCAGCGAUAAGAUCGGCGCCUGGUGGGAAUUGGCAAUGGCUUGUUUGCACGAGACUGGCAUGUGUCAACAAAACGUGCUCUUCACUAUCUCCCGUCUAGGCAGGUAAAAAUCGGUGAGCUGAGCAUAUUACCUAGGCAGUACACGCGCACUCCGGACGAGCGCUAGUACUGCCAUUGCCGCCAGCCGUCACUUGGCCGGGUCCACUGGCGGUGCAUAAGCUUGAGAUAACGUGUCAGUCGUGAAAAAUGAAGAUGAAAACACGCUGCUCAACCCUGGCCGUCCUGUCUUGUCCACUCCUGUCCCAUUUUGGCGAGGCAGCCCCUGCUCGUUUCCCGGUUUCGACCAGUUUCGCACAAGUCGUGCCUUGUGCUUGGAAAAACACCCCAUGUCCUUCUACGGGUUCCAGUCCAGGGCCCACGCAUGACAUGGCAUUCCAAUCGAAACCUCUCUCGCUACCUAGGCCACCUUUAUUGCCGCUCGCUGUACCGCUGAAGAAUCAUAUGAAUACGAGCUCUUCAGCCAUCCACUCAUCCGUGCCACUCCCGUUCCUUCAUCUCGUUCUUCCCCAGACCCGACGAUGGACCCUGACCUGGUGCUCCUUUCCCACUCUAUCCGAUCCGUUCCCAGACGAUGAACCCACGCCUGCGCCUGCCCGCUGUCUCGGUUCACACUGCUACCUUGCCUGGCUGAAUCACACACACAGACACAAAGAUUCGGUUUGCCGGCCCAUCCUUGCCGUCGGUUCUGUCACCGGUUUGGGGAGCUUCUUGUCCCACCAAGGGUCGCAUCCCUGCAAACCAAGUAAUAUCUUAGCUUCCCACCCGCCGCCACUGGUGUGUGUGUUUGUGUGUGUGCGCGUAUGUUUGUGUGCGUCUGUCGACACUGUCUCCUGUGUCCUUCAACCCGCGCCGACAGGAAAAGACGCAAAAUCUGACAAAGAGUUCUCUUCCCUUAUCACGACAACUCGGCUCGAUUGACGAGUACGUCCGUUACCACAACAGAACAUCGCAACCAUCCACAGCAGAAACAUACCAGUUGAUCAGGGCCCCCGGGCGACACAUCCCAGACAGCUCCCUCCAAGGUGGUUUCCGCCGCCUCGGAGAGCCAGUCUACUACGUUCCGCGCCCUCCGGGCGUCGAUAAACGACGAAACCAAAAGCCCCCUGA
Messenger RNA from Colletotrichum navitas, 1172 nucleotides. RefSeq lists its product as uncharacterized. The transcript is spliced from 2 exons. The coding region runs from base 252 to 983 and encodes 243 amino acids. Lineage: Eukaryota; Fungi; Ascomycota; Sordariomycetes; Glomerellales; Glomerellaceae. The record is from RefSeq and is a predicted model, not a curated record.